AUGGAAUCCUUCACUUCUGUUCUGUAUGAUUAUGUUGAGAAUGACACCUAUGAUUUCAGCUUGAAUGAUUCUGAGAUUUUGUAUGGUGAUAUUGAAGCCUCAAGCACAAUGCACGUGGUCUCCAUGGUGAUUUACAGCACCACUUUACUCUUCGGGACCGUCGGCAACGGCCUUGUCAUCUUCCUCACUGGCUUCCAAAUGAAGAAGACGGUAACCACCAUGUGGUACCUCAACUUGGCUCUAGCUGAUUUCAUAUAUGACCUUUCUCUGUCCUCAGAGUUGCUCUAUUUUGCCCUCCAUGAAUGGACUCUUGGGUGGCUAUUCUGCAAACUGGACACCGUGGUGUCUUUCCUAAACAUGUUUGCCAGUGUCUUCUUCUUGACAGCCAUCAGUGUUGACCGUUGUGUUUCCGUAGUGUGCCUUUGGUCGUUGAACCAUCGCACGCUUCGGCUGGCUUCCUUAAUAGUUGGCCUUAUCUGGAUGAUGGCCUUGGCACUCAGCACCCCCUAUCUCUACUUCCGGGACAUGGAAUAUGAUACGGACGACUCUGUCAAGUGCUCCUAUAGCUUUGGCUUGGAAGAAGCCAGCAGCCACCAGUCCCAUCUUUCCAUGGUGGUGACUGAAUUUGUAAUUGGGUUCUUCAUCCCCUUCAACAUCAUCUUGGCUUGUUACUGCAUCAUUGUCUUUAAGCUCAGAAGGAAGCUCUUUGGUCAGUCUGGUAUCCUCAAGAUCAUGGUGGCGGUAGUGGUAGCAUUCUUCUGCUGUUGGUUCCCUCACCACUUCUUCUCCAUUCUAGAGAACUGGUUGAUGAGAGCUUAAAUGAGCAUGGUCAUUGAUAUUGGGCUGCCGUUGGCUAAUGGUUUGGUGUGUCUCAACAGCUGCCUCAAUCCAUUCCUGUAUGCUUUCGUGGGUUCGGAUUUUAGAAAAAAUAGCUGGCGUUCCUUCCUCUCAGCUUUCAAAGUGCUUUUAGUGAAAACUGGGCCACGUCCUCUUUUUCAAGCAAUAGGAAUUCUGGUUCUACUUCAGGAAUAG
Molecule: messenger RNA, 1032 nt
Organism: Thamnophis elegans (Western terrestrial garter snake)
Lineage: Eukaryota; Metazoa; Chordata; Lepidosauria; Squamata; Natricidae
Product: C3a anaphylatoxin chemotactic receptor-like
Biological process (GO): inflammatory response; phospholipase C-activating G protein-coupled receptor signaling pathway; complement receptor mediated signaling pathway
Cellular component (GO): plasma membrane
Molecular function (GO): complement receptor activity; G protein-coupled receptor activity
Source: RefSeq, a predicted model, not a curated record